AUGAGCCUACGUUCUAUAUUAGGCGGCGGUAGGGUCAAGAAGCCGAAGCCGAAGUCAUCAGCGUCGUCGCCCCGCAAAACCGGCGGGACCAGCAGUCCGCGGGCCGGCACCAGCACCAAGAAGAAGAAGACCGAACCGGCCGACGUGGGUGCUGACGACGCCGAAGAUGACUACUUCCACGACAGGCUGGACGAUGUCGGCCUUGUCACGGCGCUAGCCACGGACAUGUCGCUACGUGACGUUGUACAAGCUAUCAAGUACACGCGCAGUCACAUGUUCGGCCCGGUCCCCACAGAAGCGGCGGGCAUGAACUCCACGCGCAUUGCUGAGGUGCUUAAUUACCGUAAAGCGAUGCCGGGUUUGGUGACAAUAUCUCAUCUUCAUGCGUUCCUCAUCUCUCCGACCGCCGUCGAGCGGGAGGUAGCGGAAUUGCAGCGCGGCGGAGUCGUUCGCAAGAUUUACGUACAACGCCGUGGUGGGCUAGGCGAAGCCCUUAUCCAAAGCUCCGAGUUAGAGGAGCUGAUCACGACGUCUACGGCGCUUGACGAGGAGACAAAAACAGCAUUCUUGAAGUUCCUGAGGGACAACCCCUUAACGCAAACGAUGCCACGGGUUGCUUGCAAUCACAAACAGGCUGAUGCCCUUGUCCGGGCAGGAUUUCUUACGGCAAAAAUGCAUCCACAAGACGUAGGGAACCCGCUGACAAAGCUGUACCUGCGCCCCGAAGAGCGCGCCAGCUUGACGAGCAUCGAGGCAGUGUCACGCGCUGCGUCUGGUACUUUCGACGCCGUCGGCGGGCAAGGAGCGAUACAUGCCGCUGGCGGUGGGGGAGGAGCGUCACGCUUAUCCCGCGCCGACACGUCAUCUUCCGGGGCCGACUUCACCAUCGCGGUCCCUGGGAACGGGUCCUUUCUCAAGCUAACUGCCGGUGCUGUGGAGCACCUCACCAAGCUGCUAUCUAAAUCGCAAUUUAGGGAGAUACCCGUCUCUAUGCUGAAGGAACGAUGGGAGGGCGGCGUGGCCCAUGACGAGGCACGUCUGGCAAAGAGGGCUAGAGGAGAGUUCUCUGGGGUGCUGCCGGGACGGACCAAGAGAUGGAAGGAAUUUUAUGGGUUGGAGUUCAACUGGGUAUUGGAGGAAGCAAUGGGUGCAGGCCUUGUUGAAGUCUUUGAGACGCGGAGUGUAGGUAGAGGAGUGCGCUUGCUGUAA
Messenger RNA from Colletotrichum truncatum, 1209 nucleotides. RefSeq lists its product as uncharacterized. The record is from RefSeq and is a predicted model, not a curated record. Gene Ontology annotation, biological process: protein phosphorylation; positive regulation of Ras protein signal transduction. Lineage: Eukaryota; Fungi; Ascomycota; Sordariomycetes; Glomerellales; Glomerellaceae. Gene Ontology annotation, molecular function: protein serine/threonine kinase activity.